Molecule: messenger RNA, 1965 nt
Organism: Serpula lacrymans var. lacrymans S7.9
Lineage: Eukaryota; Fungi; Basidiomycota; Agaricomycetes; Boletales; Serpulaceae
Exons: 4
Coding region: 19-1728 (569 amino acids)
Biological process (GO): RNA 3'-end processing
Molecular function (GO): nucleotidyltransferase activity
Source: RefSeq, a predicted model, not a curated record
GGGCUCAUAAACACUAGCAUGAUCAAGCGCUACUGCGAUCUAGUCCCUGUUCUGCGCCCGAUGCUUGGAUAUGUUAAGAGAUGGGCAAAGCCGCUUGGGCUCAAUCACCCGAGCACAGGGCAAGGACCUCCGACGUUUAGCACAUAUGCGUUUGCCUUGAUGGUUAUUGGAUAUCUGCAGAUGAGAGGCUGGGCGCCAAACCUGCAGCAUGAAAUUGAAAGUUCAUCUGAAGGCGGCGAAGAAGGAGUGUUUUGGCUUCGCGAAUCCGUAUCUCUUCAUGCCUGCAAGAUACGUUGCGAUACGCGGUAUCACAGAAAGAAUGACUGGAGUCCAGAUGUCGAGAUUGAACUAAAGGAAGCGUUGCAUGGGUGGUUCACGUUCUGGAGCGAAGGAUUCGACUACGAGGGUUCGAUGAUGGACAUCAAAUCAGGAGGAGUAGUACCACGCCCUACCAAGCAACCCGAAAUGCUAACUUCCGAGGGAUCCCAACGCUCGACAAAGACGGUCCUUGUUCUGAAUCCUGACUUACCCUGUGUAGAAGCCGAUGAUCUAAGCGAACACAGUGACACAGAACUCGCAGAGAUAUCGAGUGGAAAGGAAGAAGCCGAAGCGGUCGUCGUUUUCGAAGAAAGAGAGGAAGAGGAAGAUCAAGAGGACCAAGACAGCACGAAUCUUGAAGUGGAGGAGAAUACCAAGAGCACAUUUGCCAAGGAAUCUAUCUGCAUCAUCGAUCCAUUCGUGAGGACCAAGAAUGUCACAAGAAGUAUUACCAAGAAAAACCUGGAGCUCUUUCGUUCGAAUUGUCAGCGUGUCGCGAUUCUUAUGUCAUGUGGUGCCUCGAUAAGUGAGGUCAUUGACUUGGAAGACGACCCAGUCUUUCAACCGCAUAGCUUCGCCAAGAAAAGGAAUUUUGUUCGUCAACCGCUCUAUCCUAGAGCUGAAAGACCAGAUCAUAAACCCCGACCACCACCGCAAUCGGAAUUGGACGCGCAGGGUUCUCGGGAAAACGUUACCACUGAACGAUCCAGAUUAUUUAAUGAGCUGAUACGCCCACUUCUUCCUGAUAGCAAGUCAUCUAGGGAUAAGGGUAAAGACAGAGAACGGGCUCCCUUAGAUGAUCACGCGGGCGAUAUUGGUGUCGCAUUUUCGCAACCGCCACCUCGGCUGCAACCUACAGCCGGUUCAUCAUCACAUUCCAUCGCCGCGAGUCGUUCCAAUUUUAACAAGGAGACAAGAAAGAGGGCGUGGACCGAGCGUCAGGUCAGGACCGAAGAGGGGAAGCAAAGAGGCUCGGCCGACAACGUUGAUCUUACUGCUGUGAAAAAGGUCAUGUCGAAUGAAACUCCCACCCUCUCGGACGCCCGCAAGGGUCAACCAGCAGAAGUCCCAAGCCCGCUAGAGAUGACUUCUGGCUCUACUUCUUUACCGUCGAAGAAAUCCAAAAACCGCAGAUCAAAGCGCGGCAAACAAGGUGAGGGCCAAGAGGAAAUGAAGAAGAGUGCCAAGCAGUCUGCACCAAUACCUGGCCACUUGGGGUCCAGAGGUUCCCCAGCGAGGUUUGAUAAGGAUAUUAUACAUGUUCCACAGGAGCAUUCUGUGAGUGCGGGUGAACCGCAAAAGGGUUCUGGUGAUCUCCCAAUAUCUGCAAUCCAGCUGAGACUAAAGAAGGACAUCAGGGGCCAGGGGCCAGGAGCACCAAAGCUUACAGAGACCACUAGGAAAGGGUAAAGGAGACGUGGGCGAAGGGCCCAGGUCGUCUUAAGCGCCUGGGCUGGAGAAGUCGUGAUCUGGUAAUACAAGACUGGAGAUAUGAAAUCAGUUAAUUUCUGCAUCAAGUAACACUGAUUCUCCUAUACUGAUUAUCUAUGGCUAGUACAUUUUUUCAUCAUCCAAAUAUCAAACUCUACUAGUGCUUGGUUUGACGUUAUCUUGAUCUCAUAAAGGGAUAUCUUGCGGUUACUGGUU